Gopherus evgoodei (Goodes thornscrub tortoise) is the source of this 2781-nucleotide messenger RNA. Its product is annotated as aldehyde dehydrogenase family 3 member A2-like. Lineage: Eukaryota; Metazoa; Chordata; Testudines; Testudinidae. The transcript has 10 exons. The record is from RefSeq and is a predicted model, not a curated record. Gene Ontology annotation, biological process: aldehyde metabolic process. Gene Ontology annotation, molecular function: aldehyde dehydrogenase (NAD+) activity. Bases 16 to 1659 code for a protein of 547 amino acids. Gene Ontology annotation, cellular component: cytoplasm.
CCCUCCACGCGCUCCAUGGGGGUGGGUGGGGCCCCUCUAUCUGUUGACCCGGAAGUGCGGUCGCCCCCUACCUGGUCAGGUGACCGGAAGGAGGUCGUGUCCGCGGGGGAGGGGCAGGAGCAGGAGCGGGGCCGCGCGACGCCUCUGACGGCCCCUCCCUCCCGGCAGCUCGCGGCCAUGGACACCAGGCAGCGGCAGCGGCAGCAGCAGGUCGUGGCGCGCGCGGGGGCCGCGUUCCGCUCGGGCCGCUCCCGCCCGCUGGGCUUCCGGCUGCGGCAGCUGCGGGCCCUGGAGCGGCUGGUGACGGAGAAGGAGGCGGAGAUCGCCGCGGCGCUGCAGGCGGAUCUGCACAAGAGCCAGUGCAAUGCCUACAGUUACGAGAUCCUGGGCGUGCUGGCGGAGAUCGCCCUGGCCUUGGACAAGCUUCCGACCUGGGUCGCCCCGCAGUCUGUUCCCAAGAAUAUAAUGACGCUGACAGACGAGGUCUACAUCCACCGUGAACCGCUGGGUGUGGUCCUGGUUAUUGGGGCUUGGAACUACCCCUUUGUCCUGGUUAUGCAGCCUCUAAUAGGGGCCAUCGCAGCAGGCAAUGCUGUAGUAAUCAAACCUUCCGAGAUAAGUGAAAAUACAGCAAAACUUCUAGCUGAGCUGAUCCCACAGUAUAUUGACAAGGACCUGUACCCAGUUAUUAAUGGAGGGGUCAUGGAGACAACUGAGCUGCUAAAGGAGAGGUUUGAUCACAUCUUCUAUACCGGGAGUUCCCAGGUGGGCAAAAUUGUCAUGGAAGCUGCUGCCAAGCACCUCACCCCUGUCACUCUUGAACUGGGUGGAAAAAGUCCGUGUUACAUUGAUAAGGACUGCAACCUUGACAUUGCCUGCAGACGGGUAGCUUGGGGAAAGUAUUUGAACUGUGGGCAGACCUGCAUUGCCCCCGAUUACAUCCUCUGUGACCAAUCCAUCCAGAACAAAGUAGUGGAGAAUAUCAAGAAGACUCUCAAGGAAUUCCAUGGGGAAGAUAUAAAAAAGUCUCCAGAUUAUGAAAGGAUCGCCAACAAGCACCACUUUAAAAGGCUCGUGACGCUGCUGGAAGGACAGAAGAUAGCUUACGGAGGAGAGACUGAUGAGGCUACAUGCUUUAUAGCCCCGACUAUACUCACUGAUGUUAGUCCAGAAUCCAAGAUCAUGAAAGAAGAAAUUUUUGGCCCCCUCCUUCCAAUCGUGACUAUAAAGAGUGCGGAUGAAGCUAUUGAGUUCAUCAAUCAGCGAGAGAAGCCGCUCGCCCUUUAUUUAUUUUCCAAUGAUAAAAAGUUGAUCAAAAGGAUGAUAUCGGAGACGUCCAGCGGAGGUGUCACUGCAAACGAUGUCAUUAUGCACUACACUCUCCCAGAUCUGCCCUUUGGUGGAGUCGGGAACAGUGGAAUGGGCAACUACCAUGGCAGACACAGCUUUGAGACCUUCUCCCAUCGCCGCUCCUGCUUAAUUAAGUCUCUGAUGAUGGAAAGUGUGAACAAAAUCCGGUACCCGCCAAACAGUCAGAGGAAGCUGGACUGGGCAAAGUUCUUCUUCUUGAAGCGAUUUAACAAAGGCCGACUGGGACUCAUUGCUCUGGCCCUGCUGGGAGCCAUACUGGCUGCGGUGAUAAAGGUGGCCUACUCUUGAAGAAAAGUGACCUGACCUGCUAUACCCAAUCCGCAAUACUUGUACCCUGAGCGCACACUUUAUGUAAUGACCUUUUUCAACUUGAGAGUUUUACCUUUUUUUCUAUGAAAUGUUAAGGGCACAAAGCAAUGAGAGGUAAAGUAAGAAUGCACUAGCUAGUAGCAGUGCUGGGGCUGGCACUUCCUGUUGAUUUGAAAAGCCAUGCGGCAAUACAGGGAUUAAUGCAACAGUGGGCAUAAAGUAUUGGUCAUGCAACCAGCGAGACGAGAACUGCAAAGCAGGAAGCAGCAGCACUCUCCAUUCUGUAUAAAGACCAUGUCAGACGUGGGCUGCUUAUGUCUUCUCAGGAUUAUCACCUCCUGAGCUCGCCCAGUCUAUGCUGGAGAGCUAGAACCUGGGUUUACAUUUCGGUCUGUGGGCCAUCACAGUUCAGUUCCUCCAAUGAUUUUUCCAGAGUCCUCCAAAAAGAGGGAAAUCAGGACCUGAUACACUUAAUGUAAAGAGUAAAAGCCUAAAAUAAAACAGAGCCUGUUUACAUCUUAACAGGCAGAGACAUUUUCUUUAGGGUUCUUCCCUUUUAUGGUACCUGUCUCAGCUCUCUCUGAGCUAAGAUCAAGUGUGAGUAGUCUUUUGGCUUUUCCAAGGCCGUGAUCAAGUGUCUUGAUGUUUUUGGUCUUUUAGCCUCAAGAUGAAAACCUUGUCUGUGUCUCUGGGACCUUGAAGUCAAAACAUUAUCGAAGUACUAUCUUCCACACCUUGGAAUUAGUCUUCUAUGUCUUCCUUUCUGGUGUGGUGGAGACAGAUUUUACUAAUACUCAAGACCAGUUCUGACUAAAUGUACAUUGAGGCUGCUGCUUACCUUCUAACCCAGAACAUGUAUCCCUAGAAUAUCCCCCAGAAAAAAAAGAUUGUCCCCUCGUUAGCCCUGUAAUUCAAUCUGACAGCACAUUCAACUGGCUGCAGCUUCCAAAGGGAAAGACCUGCUACAACUGUUAGAGGGUUGCAAGGUCUCUCAUGUAAUGCUGCAGUCACCUGUGCUUCUAUCUGCCAGGUGUGCGUUUUGUGAUGCAGGGGUUGUGUUUAAAGCAUUCGGAAUUAAAGAACUCACUCUUGGCAUAUUUC